Molecule: messenger RNA, 813 nt
Organism: Ctenocephalides felis (cat flea)
Lineage: Eukaryota; Metazoa; Arthropoda; Insecta; Siphonaptera; Pulicidae
Exons: 5
Coding region: 181-774 (197 amino acids)
Biological process (GO): protein import into nucleus
Cellular component (GO): nucleus
Source: RefSeq, a predicted model, not a curated record
UGACAAUUAAAAUUCGACCAAUUAAUAUAAAUGCUCACACAAUAUUAAAACCAAAUUCAUGAGAGCAAAAAGUAAUUGUGUGUAAAAUUAUAAGCUAUUUGUAACCUUCAAUUAGCACCCAUAGUUUUUUUUACAUUUUUGUACAAAAAAUCUUGAAAAUAGAAAAAUAUUUUACUUACAAUGGCUACGUUGAGUGAAGUACAAAUCGCUAAUAAAUUAAAAACCAAAGAUGCAGCCUUCAGAUUGAAGCAUGGUUCUCCAAAAGUCCAACAAAUAAUUAGAACUAGAUGUAAAAUCCGGUUAAUGAAAAUGAGACAGAAGUCUUUCGACAGUGGCAGGAACUUAACAUGCGAGGAACUAAAAGAUACUCUAAACGAUAUACUCAUUGAUGAAUUGGCACAAUUAGAAAGCGAUUUGAAGACUGAGGAUGAAAUUUUGCAAGAAUUGUCUCUACUGGAUAAUACAACAGUUCAAGAUAGAGACUUCGAUGACUUUUUUGAACAUUUGGAAAUAGAUAUGUCUGAUUUAGUGACGUGUCCGUGCUGCUUAAAAAAUGCAAUAGGAAAUGAUUCUGAAGGAUUGAUUAUAUGCAAAUGUGGACUACGGUUACGAAAAGGAAACAUAAAAGACUUAGAAUCUGAAAUUUGGAUGAAUGUCAACAUGCAUUCAGCAAAUUGCUCCCGCACACCACAAUUUAUAUCAAUGCCAAACGAUGUUGCUGAUGUGCUGAUUAUUGGCUGCCCGGAUUGCAAAUUUAGCAAAGUCGUUUAUUAAUAAUUAAUAAUUGUAAUAAUAAUGUAUUUAUUUAAAAAU